Mytilus trossulus (common blue mussel) is the source of this 3198-nucleotide messenger RNA. Its product is annotated as cholesterol side-chain cleavage enzyme, mitochondrial-like. Gene Ontology annotation, biological process: glucocorticoid biosynthetic process; C21-steroid hormone biosynthetic process; cellular response to peptide hormone stimulus. Gene Ontology annotation, cellular component: mitochondrial inner membrane. Lineage: Eukaryota; Metazoa; Mollusca; Bivalvia; Mytilida; Mytilidae. Bases 657 to 2348 code for a protein of 563 amino acids. The record is from RefSeq and is a predicted model, not a curated record. Gene Ontology annotation, molecular function: iron ion binding; heme binding; monooxygenase activity. The transcript has 11 exons.
UUCUAAGAAAAUACCUUAUGCCGAUACCAAGGCGAUCAGAAAUUGGCAAAAAAUCAUUUGAAAUGUUUUAUUCUGACACUGUUCGCAUAUGAAUUACUCAAACAUUGGACUUAAAUCUAUUUCAAUCUUAUCAAAAUAGAUCUAAAUCGUGUUUAUUAUUAAUGUCCUGACUCGUAAAUGCUACACGCUUUCAUUUAAACCCUUACAGCUCAAUUUACAUGAUAAAAAAAAUAGCAUUGGUGUACUUAAAGCUCGACAUUUUUUGAAAAUGAGUAUACGUACAGUAUUAUAAACAAAAGAAAUCAAACUGACAAAGCCCCCAAUAUUGGAAUGCACAAAUCAGGAUCAAACAUUAAAAAGCAGAGAGUGUAGAUAAUGAAUCGAUCUGAUAAACAUGUUGUGUUUUUUAAUUCUAGUUCAUUUAUAUUUUUUGCAGUUAAUGUGACUUCCAUUUUCAAUGAACUAGUACACAGUUUUUUAGUGCUAUCUUAAGCCCGCCUACAGGUGCGGGAUCUUUUCGCCAUGUUGAUGACAUAUUGGUGGCCUUCGAAUUGUAGGAUUUGAUUAAACCCGCAUAAAUGUGAAAAAUAUUAAAAUAUAAGUUUUAGUUAGAUGCAACAUAUUUCACAUGUAUACAUGGUUUGUAAAGUUCAAUAAUGAUUAACUUCGAUAUAAUUCGAGGAAGUAUUGCAAUAAUACUAUUUGUACUUGUUUUGAAGUCUGGACUCAAUUUUUUUCAUCAAAAGAUAUUCGAAUUGAUGAGUAAUACUUUUUUGAAAGUUGUGAACAACUUAUUUUCUUUUCUUAUAAUUAAAACAUACGAAUCAAAUCCUUACCGCAAUAUAACGGAAUAUAGGACUGCCAUCUCUUCAUUUGUCCAGCUAGAAACACAUCAAAAAAGAAAUGGAAUCAAAUCUUCAUCAAAAAGUAAUACAAGAUUUCAAGCAAAUUCACCUCCAUGCAAAAGACAGAGAAAGGAAUCAUUAACGACCAAGCUGUUAAGAAAUACAACUGGUGAUGUUUGUGAGUUUAUCAGUAUAUUUGAUUCAAAUGCCCAUGAAAUGCUGAUGAAAAAAUAUAAAGCAUUUGGUCCAGUUUACACAUUUUCAGCUUUUGGAAAGAAAAUGGUAUUUUUAUUUGAGGCGGAUGAUGUUGAGAAACUGAAAGCUGCUGAAGGUAGAUACCCACAACAUGUUGACUUCAAACAUUUAAGGCGACACAGAGAGGACCAAGGAUACCCAAAGGGACUCUUAAUAAGUAAUGACAAUGAAUGGUUAUGUCAAAGGAAGAUUUUAAGUAACCCAAUGAUGCUGAAGAUUGGUCAUCAAAUUAAGCAUUUAGAAGAACUUACAUUAAAAACAUUGGCAAAUGCAGUUGAAGAUUAUACCAUAAAUGAAUUUGGAACAUUUGAAGUCGAACCAAUCACAAGAGAUUUCGCAAUAAAUGCAUUCGGAAGUGUUUUGUAUGGAAAUUCUUUUGAAUCAACAUUUACACAGAAUGGGAAGACAAUGCAGGAAUUUGCAGAAAAGGCAAAAAAUAACUUUGACGAUGCUAAGAAGUUAUUAAUUACACCAGAAUGUAUAAUGAAGAUGCACCCAGCGUGGAAACGUCACAACAAUAGAUGGAAUUUUCUGCUGAAAACCACUAUGGAUAUGAUCGAAAGGCAUUCAAACGACACAUCUGAUUGUAGUAUUCUGUCACAUUUGUUGCAGAACAGAAAACUUAACGAUAAAGAAAUCUACAUUAAUUUGACAGAUUUACUGGUUGCCAGCAUAGACACAACAAAUACAACCUUACAAUGGUGUCUCUAUGAACUUGCAUGUCAUCCCGAUGUACAGGAUAACAUUAUUUCUGAAGCUGAAAGAAUAUUGGAAGGAAGAUCAAGUUUGGAGAAGACAGACUUGGAUAAAUUAGAAUUUCUCAGUGCUGUUCUUUGGGAAACGUUAAGAUUGCAUCCAGUUGGAUUCUUUACAAGUCGCAUAAUAAAAGACUGCAUGGAAGUGAAAGGUAUUAUGAUACCACCUCAGACCAAUGUUGCUAUAUCAAUGUACGUGAUGGCAAGAAAUUUGGUUCUUUUCCAAAACCCAGACAAAUUUGUACCAGAGAGAUGGAUGACUGAUAAUGCCAAAAUAAAAAAGCUUAAUCGUGAUGUUUUCUUUGGUUUUGGACCAAGAAUGUGCUUAGGUAAAAAAAUGGCUGAAAUGGAAAUGAAGCUCUUUAUCCUCAAAUUUUGCCAACAGUUUGAGUUUUCUACGGAUGAUACUGAAAUGGAUCAAGUAGUGAAAUUACUACUGUCACCAAGCAGACCAGUCAAAAUCAACACGGUAUUGCGACAACUUACGGACUGAUUUAACAUUAAUAUUGUUGUUACAUUAUAACAAAUAUCAACCUACUAUAAACUGCAAAAAUGAUCAGUAUUUUAAGACUUGCAAUUUGAGGUCAAUAUUAGGUCAUAAUGAAAUUUAACCUUGACCUUCAAAGUGUACUAUGACCCUGACAUUGUGAUAUUUGAAAGGUCAAGUGGUCCUGAGUUAAAUGGUGAUAGUCUUAUGUUUCUACGACUUCCGGUUCUCAAGUUUGGUAUUGCACCAUAUAUUUGAUGAUUCAUUGUGACCUUGAUGAAUUUUGGAAUUGUCCCAUAUUGUUUUCUACAAUGUUGUCCUCCAACUGCAGAUCGUUUAUCAUUUAAAAGAUUUGAGAUAUCUAUUGUCGUUUUAGAGAUAAUGGAGAAAUUUUGCGAGCGGAGGCAUGUAUUUCUGAAUCAACAACAGCUUACAACUAAAAAUGUUAAGAAAUUGAAGAGGUUAACAUUGUUAUAUGUUGACCAAAUACCAAAAACAUUCCAUGGAAAAAUCCUCCAAAAAAUCAAUUUGAAAUUUUCAUGUUUUGCAUUGACUUUGUAAGUUUCACAACUUCUAUUUAUAUAGUUGAUAUUGCAUCAUUUUUGGCACUUUGUCAAAUGGGGUCAUCUGAUAAAUCAAAUUGUCUUAAUAAACUCUACUUAAAAAUGAAAAUGUAAACUCCUUUUUCAUCCCAGGGGGAAGGUUGGGGUCAUUUAGUGCAAAAAUUCAAAUUUCUCAGAUGGUAAGGUUGUCGCAUAUCAAAUGAAAAAACAUAAAGCGUACAUUUCAAAUUUCAAAUUGACGUCCCCCAAAAAUUAAUUGAAGGGGUCAUUGAGUGCAAAAAAAUAAAUUUUCU